GUACUAGUAAUCAACAAGAAGGCGAGAAGAAAAAGAAGAAAGAUAGACUUCAAAGAUGUUAGAUCUUUUUACUAUAUUCUCCAAGGGAGGAAUCGUCCUUUGGUGCUUUCAAGGAACUUAUCAGUCCUUCACACUACCUGUAAAUGAACUCAUUCGUGGCGUUAUUCUACAAGAGCGUGGAGGUGGUAAUGCCUUCAACCAUGAGUCGCUUACUUUAAAAUACAAGUUGGAUAAUGAAUUUGAACUCGUAUUUGUGGUUGCAUUCCAAAAGAUACUCCAUUUAUCAUACAUUGACAAGCUGUUAGACGACAUGCAAUUGGAGUUCAGGGACAAGUACAAGGAUGAUCUGAACAAGGGAGUAAUACGAAACUUUGAGUUCAAUGAAGAAUUCAAUCGUAUACUCAAGAAUGCAGAAAUAAGUAAUAAAGUACAAGCAUUGGCUCCCAAAAAGAUGCGUACGUUUGAACAAUCUGAUAAAUCGAAAAAGACAGUCUCGUCUAUGAUUGUGAAAGAGAAUGGCAAUGAUGUCAAAAGUGGGAAAACUGGGAAAGGGAAGAAAAAUGAACAAAAAGAAGCACAACCUGACAAGCCCAAGCCCCCCAAAGCACCAGAAACAAACAAUAGAACAGCAGAAAAUGGCUUGACCCCUGAAGAAAUAAUACAGAAAAACAAAGAGAAGCUGAUGAGGAAGCUGGCUGGGAAACCACCAAAACCAGCAAGCAGCAAGUCAUCACCUGCUGCUCGUAAAGAGCGGAAGAAGGAGAAGAGGCAAUGGGAGCAGUCUGGUAGUGCCAAAGACUUGGAGGUUCUAGAUUUCAGUGGUGCUAAUGGACAAAAAGACAAUGCUGAUGAAGAAGAAGAGGAAAUCAAACACUUGUUGGCAAUGAAAGGUUCAAUGGAAGGGCAGAUAAAGGAAAUGGAAUAUGAAAGUUCCAGUGAAGAAGAAAUAGAAGAUGAAAUUGAAUUGAAAGAGGAGAAGAAUGUCAAUGCUACUGCAAAUCAAAGUAAUGCUGGCCUUACUGGCGGAGUCUUCUCAUUCUUCAAAGGUCUUGCAGGGCAGAAAACACUAACACCUGAACAGAUUGAACCUGUGCUGGACAAGAUGAGAGACCAUUUGAUUGGUAAGAAUGUUGCCGCCAACAUCGCUGAUCAGUUGUGUCAGUCAGUGUCUAGCAAGCUAAAUGGAAAGGUUAUUGGCACAUUCAGUGGUAUUGCAUCAACUGUGAAGGCCAGCCUAGAGGAGUCUCUGAUUCAGAUUCUGUCACCUCGUCGCAGGGUGGACAUCUUGCGCGAUGCCAUGGAGAUAAAAGGGCGUGGCCACCCUUAUGUUAUUACCUUCUGCGGGGUCAACGGUGUUGGUAAAUCCACUAACCUGGCCAAGGUGUGUUUUUGGCUGCUUGAGAAUCGUUUCCGCGUCAUGAUUGCAGCAUGUGAUACCUUCCGCGCAGGUGCAGUGGAACAGCUACGUACCCAUGUACGUCAUCUGAAUGCCCUACACCCACCCCCCAAGGAAAAUGGCCCACCAUCUGUCAUGUUGUAUGAGAAAGGCUAUGGCAAGGAUGCUGCAGCUAUCGCCAUGGAUGCAAUUAAUUUUGCGCGUGAACAGCGUAUUGAUGUAGUGUUGGUGGACACGGCAGGAAGAAUGCAGGAUAAUGAACCACUGAUGCGGGCUCUGUCCAAGCUGAUCAAGAUCAAUAACCCUGACCUGGUUCUGUUCGUCGGGGAGGCGCUGGUUGGAAACGAAGCUGUUGACCAGCUUUCAAAGUUCAACCAAGCUUUGGCUGACUACUCAAGCCAAGAAAAUCCACGUCUGAUUGAUGGGAUUGUACUUACUAAGUUUGACACUAUUGAUGACAAGGUUGGUGCGGCAAUCUCGAUGACCUACACCACAGGCCAGCCUAUAGUGUUUGUAGGCACAGGACAGACCUACCGAGAUCUAAAGAAUCUGAAUGCAAAGGCUGUGGUACACGCCCUCUUGAAGGCUUARACAGUCUAAUGACGAUUAAUAAUAAUGAAUAUUUAUUAUAAAUAUAUUGAGGACAUAGUUAUUUUAACUCUUAGCGUAUGCACCUGUUAUUCUACAUAACCCGAUAUCGUAGUUCCAGUCGUUCAGAAUGAAACGGCGUACUUAAAAUAUCUAUCGAUAUCUAAUAAUUCUGCUAGGCAUACCUAGGACAUUCGGAGACAUGCAGAUUACUCUCUGUAGGAGGGUGCAAUUUUGGUACAGGGGGUUUCGCCGCUCUCUCUCCUUUGUAAGAAGGCCCUCGAGUACCCAUACCCCUCAUUGGUGGGGUAGUCUGUAUAGGGUGCUAUACAUGCUCUCCAGUAGCUUUGGAAGUAUGCGCUUUUUAAGUUGGCUAAAAACCUUCAUAAUUACCUCCAAAUACCAAAUGCUUCACUUCCAAAUAUGCUUUCACACUGCUCAAGUGACACAACAAACAAAUUCAAUCUUCUGCGCAAAAUCUUAAUUUAUUUUCGUUAUGAAAACACCAAAUUUUCCCUUGUAGCAGUCUCCCUCGUUGGCGAUUCUUGGCAUUGUCAACGAGGGAGACACUGCUAGCAGGGAACACCAAAUUACAAAGAACUUUUAAAUUUGUUGAACUAAAAUUGAUCAUAAAAAUUAAUUAUCUAUUUUAAAUCUGUAAAGAUAGUGAAAUCGUAUAAACUUAAAAGAUAAUAAAACAUUAGAAGGUGGUACAAUAAUGA
Actinia tenebrosa (Australian red waratah sea anemone) is the source of this 2706-nucleotide messenger RNA. Its product is annotated as signal recognition particle receptor subunit alpha-like. Gene Ontology annotation, cellular component: endoplasmic reticulum membrane; signal recognition particle receptor complex. The record is from RefSeq and is a predicted model, not a curated record. Gene Ontology annotation, molecular function: signal recognition particle binding; GTP binding; ATP hydrolysis activity. Gene Ontology annotation, biological process: intracellular protein transport; SRP-dependent cotranslational protein targeting to membrane. NCBI's taxonomy places the organism in Eukaryota, Metazoa, Cnidaria, Anthozoa, Actiniaria, Actiniidae.